AUGGAUAUUGCUGAAAUCCUACUCUCACAAUUUCCUAAUCCUCAACAUCCUUAUGUUGCUAAAAAUGGUGCCUGUACAUGGAAAGCCUGCCAAAAGUGGGAUCUGCAUUAUCUGUCAGGGAGAAUAAAAAGUAACUUGAAAUUUCGUCUGGCUAAAAAAGAAAGUAUCGAAGUACAGUGGGAGACAUCUUGUCCGUCUGUUAAUGCAACAUUAUCAGAAUUUAAUGAAUGGAUAAAUGGAGUAGACAAUAUGAGUAAUCCUUUUUCUAAGUACCCUAAAGAAUCUUGGUGGGCUUAUGCGGAUUACAUAUAUAUGAAUCAGUCACCUGAUUUUCAAGGUUUAGUCGAAGAUUUAUCGUUCCAAGAAUUGUUCCCGUUUCUAAAAAGUAAUAUCAGUCCAACAUUUUGGCUUGGAUCGUCUAAAGCUCAUACCAUUUGUCAUCGAGAUACCUACGGAGUUAAUCUGGUAGUACAAAUCAAAGGGUCCAAACGCUGGAUAUUAUUUCCACCUUCGGAUAGCCCACAUAUGUAUAUAGUCAGAUAA
Schistosoma curassoni is the source of this 543-nucleotide messenger RNA. Lineage: Eukaryota; Metazoa; Platyhelminthes; Trematoda; Strigeidida; Schistosomatidae. The record is from the annotation of a GenBank genome assembly.